AUGACCAAUGAAGGAAUAGGUAUAAAUAGAGAUACUUCAACUAUAUGCCUUCGAGAAUAUGUCUUUAUUCAUUUCUUUCCUGUUAAGCUUAUAUCAGCACUAACAAACAAAACAAAUACAAUGGUCAAAUUAACUUCAAUCGCUGCUGGUGUUGCCGCUAUCGCUGCCGGUGUUGCCGCUGCUCCAGCCACUACCACUCUAUCUCCAUCUGACGAAAGAGUCAACUUGGUCGAAUUGGGUGUUUACGUCUCCGAUAUCAGAGCUCAUUUGGCUCAAUACUACUUGUUUCAAGCAGCUCAUCCAACAGAGACCUACCCAGUUGAGAUUGCUGAAGCUGUUUUCAACUAUGGUGACUUCACCACCAUGUUGACUGGUAUUCCAGCUGAACAAGUCACCAGAGUCAUCACUGGUGUCCCAUGGUACUCUACCAGAUUGAGACCGGCUAUCUCCAGUGCUCUAUCUAAGGACGGUAUCUACACUGCUAUUCCAAAAUAG
Molecule: messenger RNA, 495 nt
Organism: Saccharomyces cerevisiae S288C
Lineage: Eukaryota; Fungi; Ascomycota; Saccharomycetes; Saccharomycetales; Saccharomycetaceae
Gene: PAU21
Product: seripauperin PAU21
Exons: 1
Coding region: 1-495 (164 amino acids)
Source: RefSeq, marked reviewed